AUGUCGCAUGGCGACAAUGAGGCGCCCUGCAAGCCUGCAGAGUACGUAGAGGGCGCCGGCGGCCCCAACAGCUACAGCAGGAAUGCGUCUUCGACGCACAGCCUUCCGCACUCGCUUGUGCCGUCAGAGGUGUAUAUUCCAAACCGACUUGGGAGCACGACGAUGCACCUGGACGGUGAGCUGCGGCGCGACCGUGCGGCGGUGGAGAAGAUUGUGUUGUACAAGGAAGUGAAAUAUAAUAGGAUUAACGCACUCAAUCGUUUUGUUAUUUUUCUUCUUUGCUUACUUGUUCCUUGCGUGUUUUGCAUGGCCAUUGGGGUGGGAUCGACGGAGUGGCUUGUGGUGGCUAAAGACCACAACUACAGGUCCAUAGGGCUCUUCUUCGCCUGCCUUGACGGCGUGGCGGGGUUGUGCCUGCGACGCGGGAGCUCGUGGUAUCCGCGUGUGCUGCGGGACCGGGUUACGGGAAAGACCAUUUGCGAGGCGUCCCACGCGUUUGUGCGGGCGUAUAUCACUUCCAUGUGGAUGCUCGGCCUGGUGCAAUUUAUAUGUAUUAUGCUGGGGUUGAUUGUGGCGCUGCGGAUAGCGAACCGCCCCACCCGCUCGCACAGUUCCUUUGUGGUGAUGUGUUUGCUACUGCUGGCGCUGCUGUGCGGCGUGGUGGUCUGCGUGCUGUUUCACUUCUACACACGCUGCGAGCGACAGUUGUGCAAGUCGUUGCGCGAUCCCUCGUUGGGGUGCCACGUGGAGUACGACUGGGGCUUUGAGGUCUACAUCGCGUCCAUCUGCUUCAACUUCUGCGCCUGCAUCACCUCCUUAUGCCUGUGGUCCUACCCCCACUCUCUCCGCGCCCGCACGGACCAGAAGUACGAGCAGCGGCGCGAGCAGGAGCGCCGGCGCAGGGAGCGCGCAUCGACGGGGGCCGCCGAGAAGGGCAACCCCGUGAAUCGCCUGUUGCGGCCAAUACUUGGGGAGCCGGAGGGUCCGGUGUACCUCACCGCCGAGGAGUUCAACAUCACCAUCGAAGGCGCCGACGACUGGGUCUACGACGACAGGAGCGACCUCUUCUACAGCUUUGAGCUGGACAUGUUCUGGGACCCGCUGACGCGGGACUACUACAGCCGCGAACUGCGCUCGUGGCAAGUCACCCCGCAGGGCAUGAUGGGGCUGCGCAGCGCCGGGAAGAGCAGGGCCGACGGCUAA
Trypanosoma conorhini is the source of this 1203-nucleotide messenger RNA. RefSeq lists its product as uncharacterized. The transcript has a single exon. The coding region runs from base 1 to 1203 and encodes 400 amino acids. The record is from RefSeq and is a predicted model, not a curated record. NCBI's taxonomy places the organism in Eukaryota, Euglenozoa, Kinetoplastea, Trypanosomatida, Trypanosomatidae.